AGCUUAAAAACAUGUGGCCAACUGUCAUGAAAUGGGAGGAGGAUAAGAAAGCUCAUGGGUUGUACGUGUGUCAUUUUGAGGUCUUACGCAAUUGAGAAUAUUUUCAAAGGCUCCGUAAUAGGAAACAAACAUUUUCAUGAAAAUUAUUUCACGUAAGCUCUCAAGUGGGUUUUCUGGUUUUGAAGGUGAGAUUUGAGGGCAGUCGUUGCGAGGCGGCAGAAACUAUUGCUUCAGUUAUCAAACCCGGAACUAAAUUCAAGACAUUUCAUUGCUGCAAUGACUGACAUGGAUGCCGUACCCGAAAAAAGGAGAAAACGGAGUGACAGUACAGGCGACCAUUUCGACGACCGACAAACCGAAGCAGAACUAUUGAAAUGCUUCGAUAAAUAUGAUAUGACACAUAAAAAGCGAGGUGUCGCCUACAUCUUCAACAAUGAAACUUUCAGACACUCGGAACUUACUUGUGGUGGAUCAUCAAAAGACGCACAAGAUUUUAAAAUGGCAUUAAUAAGACUUGGAUUACAGGAAGAAGAUAUCCAUAUUAAUACAGAUUUAAGUACCGAAGAGAUGAUUGGGGUUUUGCAAAGGUUUGGCAAAGAUAAUACUGAUAUUGAUUCUGAUUGUUUUAUUUGUGCAAUACUAAGUUAUAGUAACUCAGAAGGUCUAAUCUAUGGAUACGACGAUAAAACUGAACUAGAGAAAUUACUUUCUUAUCUGAGACCCGAUCGUUGUCCAUGUUUAAAAGGAAUACCUAAAUUAUUCUUUAUUCAAGCAUGCCGAGGAAGUAAGAUGGAUUGUGGGGUCGAACAAAAUGAUGUUGCUUCCUAUGGAUUUGAAAAAACGUCAUCCAAAAUUCCAAUUAUGGCAGAUAUGCUGGUUGCUUAUUCAUCGUGUGAUAAAUAUCCUUCUUUCGGAAAUGAAGAAGGAGGCUCGUGGUUUAUGCAAACUCUAAGUAAAAUGUUGACGUAUUAUGGCACUGAACAUGAAAUCAUGACACUUUUAACCGCUGUCUCUAAGUACGUUGCCUCUUUAGGCUCCCGGAUUCCGGACAAUUCAGCAUACAAUGAAUAUAAACAAAUGCCUCACAUUACGUCGACAUUGACUAAACAACUGAAGUUUGAACCGUAGAACAUUUGUAAUAUGGGAUCCUUAAAUACAGUGAGAAUUUCUGAUGCACGCACACAUUAUACGAAUAUAUAUAUAUAUAUAUAUAUGUAUAAGGAUGAAAAGGAACACAUAUGAUUACAGACUUAAUUUGAUUUUAUAAAUAUCAUCUAACUUUUAAGACGUUUAACUAAAACUAUUUUCUACCGUAAAUUUCAAUAAGGACACAAGUGCCUUAUAUUUUCAUGCUAAAUCUCAAAAUAAUUCUUCACUCUGAAAAUUCAACUAACAUUGUUUGGCGAACCUGGUGCACAGUCACCCCUAACCCCGGAACCAACCUUUCCGAUUUUUUUUCCGCACCGGAUUCCUAUGUUUUCGAUGACGGAGAUUCCAAAUAUGAAAAAAAAAAAAA
Molecule: messenger RNA, 1516 nt
Organism: Octopus sinensis (East Asian common octopus)
Lineage: Eukaryota; Metazoa; Mollusca; Cephalopoda; Octopoda; Octopodidae
Product: caspase-1-like
Exons: 1
Coding region: 277-1128 (283 amino acids)
Biological process (GO): proteolysis; apoptotic process
Cellular component (GO): cytoplasm
Source: RefSeq, a predicted model, not a curated record